AUGAAAAUAGAAUGGAUUCAUAUAAGUGACGAAGGUGCUCAUAUACAGGGGCAAACCGAUGUAUCAAGUCAGUGGUUUUACCUUCUCAGACAAGUAUGGUACCAACUUAUCGACCCCGGAGGGAUGAGUGGCUUGGUGACCACUGGGGCGGAUUCGAACCUCAGAUCGAUCGUGCAGGCAGCGGAACCUCUAACCGACUGCACUACUCCACCCACACCAUGCCAUAACACAUAUUGCAGAAAAUCUACGAACAAUUUCUCAUCCUUAAAUUCCACUCCAGCAUUUUAUAAGUGUUAUCUCUGUAUCAAAGCGAUACGAAACGAAUAA
Messenger RNA from Necator americanus (New World hookworm), 327 nucleotides. RefSeq lists its product as uncharacterized. The transcript is spliced from 2 exons. The coding region runs from base 1 to 327 and encodes 108 amino acids. NCBI's taxonomy places the organism in Eukaryota, Metazoa, Nematoda, Chromadorea, Rhabditida, Ancylostomatidae. The record is from RefSeq and is a predicted model, not a curated record.